Molecule: messenger RNA, 3585 nt
Organism: Mycosarcoma maydis (corn smut)
Lineage: Eukaryota; Fungi; Basidiomycota; Ustilaginomycetes; Ustilaginales
Exons: 1
Coding region: 1-3585 (1194 amino acids)
Biological process (GO): peptide catabolic process
Cellular component (GO): cytosol; mitochondrion
Molecular function (GO): metal ion binding; metalloendopeptidase activity
Source: RefSeq, a predicted model, not a curated record
AUGCUGCCCCUUCGUCGUGCUCUCGUCCGCUCACCUUUGCGCAGCCUGUGUGUCACGAAGACGGCACCCCUCACUACGGCUCGCCUCACAGCCAUCGUCGCUCGUCAUUCCUCAUCCACCACGCUUUCGUCGUCGCCUCUUGGCUCUGGCGCAAAUCUCAACCACAGCAUGGUCGCCCCGUCCUCGAUGAGUAGAGUACCUGGCUCAUCUCGUCGGCUCGCCACGCCUGCCUCUGCAGCUCUCACCUUGGGCACCGGUCCUUUUGCAGGUCUACCUACCGGCUUCGAGAUCCGCGACACUCUCAACGGCUCCAAGGCUGCUGCUCAGUAUGCCGUUUUCACCAAAGAUCUUGAGGUAUCUGCCCAAGAUGACUUGCGAUACCGCCUCGUCCGUCUGGCCAAUGGCCUGGAAGCGCUCGUCAUUCAAGAUCCUAAGACCGACAAGUCGAGUGCCGCCAUGGACAUCCGCGUUGGACACCUCAGCGAUCCCGAGGAGCUUCAAGGCCUCGCUCACUUUUGCGAACACCUCCUGUUCAUGGGCACCAAAAAGUACCCACGCGAAAACGAGUACUCUGAGUACCUCUCCAAUCACUCAGGCGGCUCUAACGCUUACACUGGCAUGGACAACACCAACUACUUUUUCGACGUCUCUCCAGACCACUUUGAGGGUGCGCUGGACCGCUUCGCCCAGUUCUUCCUCGAGCCUCUCUUCGAUCCUUCGUGUUCUGAGCGAGAGAUCAAGGCGGUCGACAGCGAACACAAGAAGAACCUUCAGAGCGACAUGUGGCGUGGCUUCCAGCUCGACAAAUCGCUCUCCGACCCUUCGCACCCCUACUCGCACUUCGGCACAGGCAAUUACCAAACUUUGUGGGAGGAUCCCAAGAGCAAGGGCGUCGACGUGCGCGACGAGCUGCUCAAGUUCCACGACCAGUACUACUCUGCCAACGUAAUGAAGCUUGUGGUGCUCGGCAGGGAAGACCUCGACCAGCUCACCAGCUGGGUCAUCGAAAAGUUCUCGGGCGUCCGCAAUACAGGGCGUGAGCCUCCGCAGUUUGACCGCAGCCCACUGACCACCCAGCAGCUGCAGAAGCAGAUCUUUGCCAAGUCGGUUCGUGACGUGCGCAAGCUCAAGAUCGCCUUCCCCAUUCCUGACCAGGGCCCGCACUUCCGUUCCAAGCCAGGACACUUUUUGUCCCACUUCAUUGGUCACGAGGGAGAGGGCUCCAUCCUCUCUCACUUGAAAAAGAAGGGUUGGUGCGAUCGCCUCUCUGCUGGUGCUACUGGUGACGCUAACGGCUUCGAGUUCUUCAAGAUCUCCAUCGAUCUCACUCAGGAAGGCCUGGACAACCACGAAAAGGUGGUCGAAGCCGUCUUCAAAUACAUCCAUCUGCUUCGCAGCAGCAAUCUGGAGCAGUGGACUCAUGACGAAGUUGCCCAGCUGAGCGAGCUUAUGUUCCGCUUCAAGGAAAAGAUCGACCCUGCCGACUACGCGUCGAGUACGGCCACUCAGAUGCAGAUGCCUUAUCCACGCGAGUGGAUCUUGUCUGGCGGCUGGCUCACACGCGAUUUCGACCGUGAACUGAUCACGCAAACUCUGGACCAUCUCACCCCACAGAACUGCCGAGUCGUCGUGAUGGCCAAAACUUUGCCAGACGGCAGCACGUCAUGGGAGAGCAAGGAGAAGUGGUACGGCACCGAAUACUCGAUCAAGCCUUUACCGCAGCAGCUCUUGACACAGACACCUGCCGACUUUGAGGACCUGCACCUUCCUCGACCCAACUCGUUCAUCCCGGUCAACUUUGACUUCAAGGGACCGCUCGCUGAGGCGCAGGGCAAGAAGCCAACGCCACGACCACAGCUCGUUCUGGAUAACGAGAGCAUCCGCGUGUGGCACAAGCUUGAUGACCGCUUCGGUUUGCCCAAGGCCAACGUGUUCUUCGUGCUGCGUAACCCGCUAAUCAACGCUACACCCUUGACCUCAAUCAAAACGCGCAUGUUGAUUGAGCUCAUCUCGGACUCGCUGGUCGAAUACUCUUAUGACGCGUCGCUGGCUGGGCUGAGCUACAUGCUCGACUCGCAAGACCAGUCGCUCGCGCUAUCGUUGAGUGGUUACAAUGACAAGAUUCCUGUACUGGCACGCAGCAUCCUAGAGAAGCUCGCCAACUUUCAAGUAGACCCUCGCCGAUUUGAGCUGGUCAAGGACCGAGUCAAGCGCUCAUACCAGAACUUUGCCAUCGAGGAGCCGUACCGUCAUGCGACGUUCUACACCACCUACUUGCUACAGGAAAAGAUGUGGACGCCCCAGGAAAAGUUGUGCGAGCUUGAGCAGCUCAACGUUGACGAGGUUCAGCAGUUCCUUCCCGACCUGUUGCAGCGCAUGCACCUCGAAGUACUGGCACACGGCAAUCUGGCUAAGGAAGAGGCUAUCGAGCUGUCCAACAUGGCCUGGAACACGAUCAAGUCGCGACCUGUCAACAAGACCGAGCUGCUCUCGAGUCGAUCGCUGCUGCUACCGGAAAAGAGUAACAAGAUUUGGAACUUGCCUGUCACCAACGCCGCCAACGUCAACAGCGCCAUCGAGUACUACGUGCAAAUUGGCGAGCCGACCGAUGUUGAAAUGCGCGCAACGCUGUCACUGUUCUCUCAAAUCGCUAACGAGCCUGUCUUUGACCAACUGCGCACCAAGGAGCAGCUUGGCUACCUCGUGUUUAGCGGCAUCCGACGCAGCACGGGCAGCCUGGGAUGGCGCGUGAUUGUUCAGAGUGAGCGUGACGCACCUUACCUCGAGGGUCGCGUAGAUGCUUUCUUGGACCAGUUCAGGGCGACGCUGGACAAGAUGACCGAGCAAGAGUUUGAGGCUCACAAGCGCAGCAUCAUCCACAAGAAGUUGGAGAAUGUCAAAAACCUCGUGGAGGAGUCGACGCGGUUCUGGUCGCCCGUAUUUGGCGGGAAUUACGACUUCCUCGCUCGUUACGCAGAUGUUGAAGCGAUUGCCCAGACGACCAAGGAGCAAGUCGUGGAUCUGUUCAUGAAGUAUAUCCACCCUAGUAGUCCAACGAGGAGCAAGCUUUCAGUGCACCUCAACUCGACCGCUUCGCCAGCGCUUCGAUUCUCGACAAACGCUGUGGAUGCGCUCGAGCAAGCCGUCAACGCACAAGGCAUACCCGUGCCCAAGGAGGCGUUCGAGACGCUGCGUUCCCAACAGCCAGCGAUCGAAACGGUCAAAGACAUGGCCGCGCAAGCUCUGGCUCAAAGUUCCACUCCACUGCCAGCGGAGGGUGUCAAGCAGAUGCUUCAACUGGUGGACAGCCUAGCUGCGCAAUUCCCAUUCACCGACGCCUCCACUGUCGAUGCGCCGCCAGCGGUCAAAGUGGAAAGCGCGAUCAAGCCGCAAGACGUGACGGACGCUACAGCUUUCAAGGCGCAGCUCAACGCGUCCAAAGCGGCGGUCCCAGCAAGAUCGUUCGAGGAGCUGGCCAAGGAUCCCAGCCAAGAAGGCGAGCAGCUUGCAAACGUGGUUGAAGCGGUUCUGAGGAAGACCGGUGCGGCGGCGCUCGAGGAUGGCGAGCCAAAGGCUAAUCUUUAA